Molecule: messenger RNA, 1835 nt
Organism: Rana temporaria (common frog)
Lineage: Eukaryota; Metazoa; Chordata; Amphibia; Anura; Ranidae
Exons: 1
Coding region: 1-1803 (600 amino acids)
Source: RefSeq, a predicted model, not a curated record
AUGGCCCACCUCCUCUUAAAGCCUGGUGCUACACCUCGUUUUUGUAAGGCAAGAUCAGUACCUUUUGCCUUGCGGAAGAAAGUGGAAGCAGAGCUGGACCACCUAUUGGCUGAAAUGAUCAUAACGAAAGUGGAUAGAAGUGAAUGGGCAUCGCCAAUUGUGCCUGUCAAGAAAAAGAAUGGAGACAUUAGGAUUUGUGGUGAUUUCAGGGUAGCCCUGAACAACCAACUUCUUGUGGAUCAAUACCCAUUGCCUCGACUUGAAGAUUUAUUUGGCUCACUGGCUGGGGGGCAAAAGUUUACAAAAAUAGACUUAAAGCAAGCUUACCUGCAACUGCAAGUACACCCAGAUUCACGCCAUCUGUUGACCAUUAACACGCAUAAAGGAUUAUUCCAGUAUAACCGCAUGUUUUUUGGCAUAGCCCCAGCUCCAGCCAUCUGGCAGCGGAUCAUGGAUGAGGUCCUGGCAGGAAUGCCUUUCACCCAAUGUCUACUGGAUGACAUGCUCAUCACUGGUCCCACUGAUGAAGAACACAGAAAGAAUGUUGAAGCUGUGCUAGAGAGACUCCAAAAGUAUGGUUUACGUGUCAAUCUUUCAAAAUGCAAAUUUCUCAAGUCUCAACUGGAGUUUUGUGCCCACACGGCGGACCGACAUGGGCUACACACUACUGAAGAAAAGGUUAAAGCCCUUACCCAUGCCCCUACCCCCACCCCCCGGAAUGUCACCCAGCUCAGGUCCUACCUUGGCCUCCUAAAUUACUACCGCCGUUUCUUGCCGAACCUAGCACACCAGCUCUACCCAUUACAUCGCUUACUGGAUGCAAGAGCUAAAUGGAUAUGGACAGAGAAAUGUGAAGAAGCUUUUCGGCUUUCUAAAGAACUCAUUCUGUCUUCUCGAGUUCUGGUCCACUAUGAUUUAAAGAAACCCGUCAUCCUGGCUUGUGACGCCUCGCCUUGUGGACUGGGUGCUGUACUUUCCCAUGUCAUGCCGGAUGGCACGGAGCGCCCCAUUUCUUUUGCCUCCAGGUCUUUAACCUCAGCAGAACAAAACUACUCCCAGAUUGACAAGGAAGCUUUGGCCAUUGUAUGGGCCACAAAAAAAAUUCACGCGUACAUCUAUGGUCGGGAGUUCACACUUAUCACUGACCACAAACCUCUGUUGUCAAUACUGAACCCUCAGAAAGGAAUUUCUACAACAAUCGCAUCUCGCUUACAAAGGUACGCUUUAUUUUUAGGAGCUUAUGCUUAUUCUAUCAGAUACCGCUCCCAUGAUACCCAUGACAAUGCAGAUGCAUUUUCCAGAUUGCCACUUGGAGACCACCCACUAAGAGAGAUACGUGUAGUGGAAGUACACAGGCCACAAUCUUGCAUGUCCACCUCCCUGAUUGCCAGACAUACGGCCACAGAUCCUUUCCUGUCUCAGAAAUUCUCUUAUGUUCAGACUGGAUGGCCAGAGAGAGUUUCAGGUGAAUUUCGUCCGUACUUUGCCAGAAAAUGUGAGCUUGUGACUAAUGCUGGUUGCCUACAAUGGGGCAAUAGAGUGAUUGUACCCCAGUACUUGCAAUCAACCAUGCUAAGGAUACUGCAUGAAGGCCAUCCUGGUGUGGUGCGCAUGAAGCAGCGAGCCCGGAGCUAUGUUUGGUAUCCACAAAUGGAUACGGCAAUUGAAGAUUAUGUUGCUCAAUGUCCUGGGUGCUGUCAAGCCCAGCGACCCCAAAAGAGAGGAACCCUGCAACCUUGGCCAUGGCCAACAGAACCGUGGUCUAGACUCCAUCUUGAUUUUGCUGGCCCCAAUCACGGGUAAAAUGUAUUUGAUCGUGGUAGAUGCGCAUUCAA